Closterium sp. Naga37s-1 is the source of this 522-nucleotide messenger RNA. NCBI's taxonomy places the organism in Eukaryota, Viridiplantae, Streptophyta, Zygnematophyceae, Desmidiales, Closteriaceae. The record is from the annotation of a GenBank genome assembly.
UCGUGGCCUUCACUCUCCUCGUAAACAACUCGUUCAUCCGAGACAGAAUAGAGAAGACCUCCGGGGGCUGCUUCUAUGCUUUCGAGCCCAACGGCACCAUGUCAUGCCGCCCGCGUGACCUGCCCCUGUACGCGCCACUGCUUGUUUUCAACCAACGCAAGGACUACAAUCCCCGGGUGAAACCCGCCGAUGGCUGCUGCUACGACAUGAUGACAGACUUAUCAAUGAGUGUCGUGAUCCAACGGGCCAUCGACUCAGCCACCUUCGUCAUUUCUCCUCCCUUCGUCCGCGACAACUACCCCUACCAUUUCAUCGGCCAGGUCUUCCCAGUCUACUUCAACCUCACCACCUUCGCCCUGCCCCCCUCGCCCUCCUCUCCGUCCGUCACCAUCCCUCCGCUUGCCACACCUGAGGACCUCCCAAGGGGGUUUGUGAUCGCGGGGUAUAACUUUGCAAACCUCCGAUCGCUGGCGGGGUUUAAGCAGCUGGAGGAGUUGAAUACGAGGGUUUAUCUGGUGGAUG